Molecule: messenger RNA, 1830 nt
Organism: Linum trigynum
Lineage: Eukaryota; Viridiplantae; Streptophyta; Magnoliopsida; Malpighiales; Linaceae
Source: the annotation of a GenBank genome assembly
GAAUUGUUCUAAUAUAUUUGUUGUUUGUUUUUUUGUAAUUCAAGUUUCUCUUAUUGUCUUGAAAUCAGAGCUCAAUCCAAUCAAAAGCCAAAUAGUUUAAGUACACAAUUUAACCGUCAACCUAAAGGAAACCUAACUAAGCAAGUGCUUAAUAUUAGGUUGUCUCAACCGAGAUUUGCCGUUGCUAGUCUCAAUUGGCUAAGGCAAACGUGAUUCAUCCCAAACAUUACAAAUACAAUUUAAUUAGAUAGUUGUCUAAGGUUUGCUAUUACCAACCUUUAGCAAAAUUAAAUUUUAUUCAAUUAAGUAUGUUUUUUAACCCGGACAAAAAGUGGUUUCUACAAUAGUGAAAAGUUUGUUUGGUGUUAAUCUAGCUUUUAAUUUCUGUUUUUGUUAAGUUGUGAAGUGUUUGCUUGUGCUAGACGAGUUGUGUUCUUUGAGUGUGUGUAGGGAGGUGCAUGACCCGGAGCAAUCCGGCGCCUUUGACACCACUGGACGAGGACAUCAAUCGCACCCUCUGACUUCUAACUCAAGAGAGGGAGUAAGCGGAGGCAAGAAGGAGAAGUAAAGAAAGGGGACAACAAGUUCAUCCCGGAAUCGAAGUAAUUGAAGAAGAAGUUUUAGUUAAGAUGGCGGAAAAUCAACACCGAGGGGCUAAUCCGCUCAAAUCCAAAUGGAGAAGCGGAAGCCGAGGAAAGACCAAGGACUAUGGGCUAUUACAUGGCUACACGGGCGGCAGAUAUCCAAUCUCCCAUCUUACAUCCACCCAUGGCCGCCAACAAUUUUGAGAUCAAGCCCUCUCUCGUGACGAUGAUUCAACAAAAUGCUUACUUCCACGGGCUAUCCCAUGAAUCACCACGAGAGCAUGUCCAAAGGUUUCUUGAGCUAGCGGGAAGCAUGAAGAUUAAUGGCGUCCAUGAGAAGGCAUUGAGAUUGAAGCUAUUCCCCUAUUCUUUGGCGGGGAAGGCACUCCGAUGGCUCAACAACCGUCCGGUUCUAUACAUCACAUCUUGGGACGAUCUCCUCAACAAGUUCAUGACCCGAUAUUGUCCUCCUUCCAAUACGGCCGAGUGGAGAAAGAAGAUCACUCACUUGGGGGAAGAGGAGGAUGAGACAUUGAGGGAUGCAUGGGAAAGGUUCUCCGACUACUUCCUUCAAUGCCCUCACCAUGGAUUCGAGGAGCAAUUUCGGAUAGAAAUUUUCUAUGGAGGACUCAUUCAAGAUGACAAGAUCCUCAUUGACUCUCUAUUCCAAGGGAGGUUGAUGAACAUGACCCCUCCUCAAGUCACCGAAUUGCUUGAAGAUAUGGCUCUUAAGGGAUAUGAUUGAGGCUUGACAAGAAGUAGGAAGAGAAGCAACGAUCGAGGAGUAAGAAGUGUGGGAGCGAGUACUCCACUUGAAGCGAAGCUGACACGUUGAUCGAGGUGAUCCUUGAGGACAAGAAGCAAAGGAAGAGAGCGGUGAUGUCUUGUGAUUGGUGUUCGAGCACCAAUCACAAAAUUGCGGAUUGCCAAGCGAUGAAGGAGUCGAGUACCCCUGAGGAGCAAGUGAGUUUCAUUGCCAAUGCUAGAGGGAACAACCCUUAUAGCAACACAUACAACCCCGGGUGGCGCAAUCAACCAAACUUUGCUUUGUCUUCCCCUACCAAUCCAAGACCUCCUGGUUUCCAAGGUCCAACAGGAAACUAUCAACCUUGGCCAACAUUCAUCCCACAAAGGCCUCAAUUCCAAAACUCGAACUUCCAACAACCAUACCAAGCACAAGGUGUCUCGUCCCGAACAUCACAACAAAUUCCCACCUAAGGCCCAAGUAUAAACCUUAGAUGGGUGC